GCUUCUUUGGUCUGCUACGCUUCCUCGUGUUUCUGUAAAACCCAAGAUCACACGGAAGCUUAUUGCUCUUCCUACUGCCAGAGUCAACACCACGCACGCAUCUUAUCACUGCUUAUCGGUGCCUCAUACGAGCAUCCCACAUCCCACCUUGUCUUCCCCGCGUUUGCCGAGGCUGAGUACCUAUAAUUAUAGCUUCGUUCUCAGUUCUGUAGCCUCGAAGAUUAGCUGUAUUUCAUUCGGAACAUACCCUUCAUUAUCCUGCAUCGCUCGAUAUGGCCCCUCACGCAACCUCGCCAGCACCGCUGGAACACAGCCAGCCAUCUCAGCCAAUCAAGGUGAUUGCAUCUUCGCGAGCAGUAGUUGCCGGCCGACUCACUGAAGCGACCAUCAUAAUCUCUCAGACUUCUGGAAAGAUUGUCGCGAUCUUCCACUCGGUUCUACCCAAGUCGGACUUUCCUGAUGACACACCAUACACCGACUAUUCACCUUACAUCCUCCUUCCCGGUCUCGUCGACGCACACGUACAUCUCAAUGAGCCUGGGAGGACAGAAUGGGAGGGUUUCUGGACGGGAACUCGGGCUGCUGCUUUCGGCGGUGUCACUACGGUCGUCGAUAUGCCACUGAACGCCAUCCCACCAACGACCACUGUAGAGAACCUUAACACCAAGGUUUCUGCUUCACAGGGCAAGUGCUGGGUCGACGUCGGUUUCUAUGGCGGUAUUAUCCCAGGCAACGAUAAGGAUCUGAAGGGACUUGUCGAUGCAGGUGUACGAGGCUUCAAGGGCUUCCUCUGUGACAGUGGUGUUGAGGAGUUCCCAGCUGUCUCCUCUGUCGACAUCGAGAAGGCACUUCUCGAGCUAAAGGACUCAGCAACAACACUGUUGUUCCACGCCGAGAUGAUCCCCCCGGUCGCAGACUCUGUCGGUGACGAUGUCCAGCGCGCAAACCCGCCUCUCGUACCCCAGGGCCCUCUCAACGCAUACUCUACCUUCCUCGCCUCACGCCCACCUGCCUUCGAGACCUACGCCGUAGCCGAGAUCCUCUCGCUCGCCCACCUCGCCCCCGAACUGCAACUCCACAUCGUGCACCUCUCGGCCAUGGAAGCAAUCCCCAUGCUGCGCGAAGCGCGCGCAGCCGGCAUCAAGAUCACAGCCGAGACGUGUUUCCACUACCUCGCGCUGGCCGCGGAGCGCAUCGAAGAAGGCGACACACGGCACAAGUGCUGUCCGCCAAUCCGCUCGCAGUCCAACCAAGACGCAUUGUGGACGGAGCUACUGCAGGACCAGGGUGACGGCGUCAUCCAGACCGUCGUCUCUGAUCAUUCCCCUUGCACGCCGGAAAUCAAGUUACUCCCCCCGCACCUCGCGCCAAAGAAACACACCACCAAGACCCUCAACCAUGACGAGGACUGCGAGAGUAGUGACGAUGGGCCUGAGACGCCUAUGCAGGGUCCUGAGGAGAAGGGUGAUUUCUUCGGUGCGUGGGGUGGCAUUUCGUCCGUGGGUCUUGGGUUGCCGAUUCUGUGGACGGAGGGCCUGAAGCGCGAUGCGAACUUCAGCGUUGAGGAGAUCGUCAGGUGGUGCUGCAAGAAUACUGCUAAGCAGGUUGGGCUAGAGCAGUGCAAGGGCGAUCUGGGAGUGGGCUUUGAUGCGGAUAUUGUUGUUUUCGAUGAGACGGCGGAGUUUCUGGUUGAGCCGAGCACAAUGCUGUUCCGUAACAAGGUCUCGCCGUACGAGAACAAGAUGCUCAAGGGCAUUGUUAAGGAGACGUUCCUCCGAGGUCAGAGGGUGUUCUCGAGGGAGGCAGGCUUCCAGAAGAGCGGGCCGAGUGGAAAGACGCUUCUGGAACCGAGGACGACCAAAGCGUAGAGGUUGUCAAGAGAGAGAGAGUGGUGAUUGAAGUGGAUUUUCUGAUUGCGUAGAUGGCGUUAGCAUAGAGGCGUUCAGCAUAUUUACAGCGUGCGCUAUGAAUUCAGGUGAAUGAAAGGAUACACUUC
This is a messenger RNA of Didymella exigua CBS 183.55, 1996 nucleotides long. RefSeq names its product allantoinase. Gene Ontology annotation, biological process: purine nucleobase catabolic process. Gene Ontology annotation, molecular function: allantoinase activity. The coding region runs from base 273 to 1868 and encodes 531 amino acids. The record is from RefSeq and is a predicted model, not a curated record. Gene Ontology annotation, cellular component: cytoplasm. Lineage: Eukaryota; Fungi; Ascomycota; Dothideomycetes; Pleosporales; Didymellaceae. The transcript is spliced from 3 exons.